UUUAGAAACAACGCGAGGUAUUUUCUGAAGUGUACCACUACGAUAUAAACACAUGCAUGGAUUAAAUUAAGAUAUAAAAAAAAUCACCUUGAACUUUUCUUUAUGCAGUGUCUUACUAUUUGAUGCGAGGUUGAAAAUGACGAAAAGAAAACGUCAAGAUGAUUUCCAGAAAGUGAAGCUAAAAGUGGGCAAGACGAAGCCAAAAGCAGACAACGCCACCAACACCAGUUUUCGAUCCAAGGGCAUCCACCUCACAGAGCAGCUGAAGCGUGAUGACUCUGGACCAACCACACACCGCCAGCUUGGCAUCAAGGACCUCCUCUCCCAGUUGCACCACUACAGCGCCACAGUGAAGCAGGGUGCGCUAUGUGGCCUGCGCGAGCUGCUGACGUCCCACCCGGCGCUGGUGGAGCAGCACCUCUCCACGCUCCUCAGCGAGGUGGCCGCCGCCUUCACCGACAAGGACGGCAGCGUGCGCUCGGCUGCACUGCGCCUGCUGCGCUUCGUGGCACAGUGUGUGCCCAGUGAGCGCGUGGCGCCGUUCUUCCCCCUGCUCAGCGCUCACCUGACCUGCGCCAUGACGCACAUCCAGGUGGCCAUCCAGGCGGACGCCAUGCUGGUGCUGGAUGUGCUGCUGGAGCAUUACCCGGCCCUGCUGGCCCACCGACACACUCACCUGCUCACCAACUUCCUGGAGCUCAUCUCCCGCCAGCGCCAUGGCGGAGGGGGAGCCAAGUCUGGAGAUAAUAAGGUCGGAGCUGGGCGGGCUGGCUGGACGCUGUCCGUCACGCCUGAUCGCAACGUCACGGCCCAGCAGUGGAGGCUCACUGUUCUGCUCAGACUGAGCCGCUUCUUGCAAGCCGUGGUGGACGAGAGGCCGGGCGAGGAGGGCGUCAUAUCAUCCACAGACCGAGAGGGCAGUGAGAAGGGGAUCGCUACCGCUCUGGAGCUGAACUGGGAGGAUCACCCCUUUGGCAAACGAGGAAUCCAGGUGUUUGAAAAUUCCGGAUCCAAGCCCACCCCCUAUUCCACCUUUCGGCUCAGGCCCGACGUGGAUAAGGGUGCGGGAGGCGAGGAGGAGCUGAGCUCUGUGGAGCGGGUGCGGGGCUUUGCGGAGACACUGGUGCCCCUACUGCUGGAGGUGUGGCUGGAGACCAGCGCAGACCUGGGCAGUCUGCUGACGCAGGACGCCAUGGUGCUCAUGCAGCAGAUCCUGACCAUCCUGCAGCUGCUCAGACGCCUCACGCCACAGCACCACCUGCGCGAGGAACUGGACACGUGGUUGCGUAACACCUAUCUCAGCGACUUCAAGCUGCAUUUCAUGAAGAAGUUUCCGUACAACAUGGUGGACUCCUUACCAUCCCUCAAGCAGAAAAAGAGCUCCCACAGGAGUCGGCAGCAGUCGUCGUUGUCCAGCAGUGGUGCCGCCGGUGGCAUGGUGGUGGAGCCCCUGGUGGUGAACGUCACGCUGUGCCAGGUGAUGGUGACGCUCAGCCAGCGAGGCCCCGGCCAGCCUGAGGGCGCCGACGCAGACUGGCUGGGGCCCAUCCGCUCCUUCGUCAGGGAGGCACUGACGGGCGGCACCAAGCUGAGCAGCAGGCACCUGGGCGCCCUGCUGGAGGUGGUCUGGCGGCUGGUGGUCAACCAGAAGAGCCGAGGGGUAUCGGAGGAGCUGCUGCAGGCGGUGUAUGUGCAGUACCAGCAGAGGAACCUGAGUGUGGCUGUGCGCCUCAUGCUACUCCGCUUCUUCAGCCAACUCUACCUCAAGGAGCGCCUCAGCAGGAGUAAGAUCCUGGCGCGUUGGCUGGCCGCCCUCCCCGUGCAGCUGGUGCAGCUGGGUUUGCGCAACCCGCAGCUGUCUUCGCAGAUCCUGCAGACGCUCCAGCGCGCCGCCGCCUGGAAGAACAAGGAGCUGCUCAACAGCCUGCAGACACACGCCUGCAGCCUCUACGACCCCCAGGAGGGCUGCGUGGUGCUGUUGCCAGUGGAGUGUCAGCAGCGUCUGGUCCAGAUGCUCUACUUCCUGCCGGCGUUCCCCCCCGAGCUGCUCUCCUGCCUCAGCCGCGUCUGCAACACGGGACGUGUCUCCGCCGGCCUGGCCGCCACACUCAUCCGCAUCGUGCACCUCCGGUCCUCUCUCAGUGGUUGGACGAGUAACUCUGAAGAAACUGCAAUCCGGGAUGUGGACUACCUUAGCUUCCUCUUUUCCACUCUGACAGGCUUCUCUUGCGAUGAGCUUGCGGUGCUCCAGCAGGCCUAUGACGAGGCCCUGUCUCCCCCCACCCCCCUGUCCCCCUUCAGCCUCUACCCCACCCCCCUGGAGCAGUUCACUCACCACUGGGACAUUGUGGAGGAGGUAUGCCACUGCCUGUCAACCCUGGGCUCCAAUUCACAGUGCUUCGACAUCCUCCAGAAUGGCAUCUGCAAGAACCUGGUGGGUUUGACGGUGAUGCCUGAUGGUGUGUGUGCGGCGGUCCUGAGGGUGGUGGCGCGGCUGCUGGACCUCAGCUUCCUGCCCAGCGAGGCUCUGCUGCACUUCCUGACCAAGUGCUGUCUGAGCAUGCUCAGUCUGCUACUGCAGCUGGAACACAGCGCACACAAAAGGGAGGCGGUGUGGGGGGCCUGUCUGGCGGCCCUGAGCAGCGUGCCCCGGCUGCUGCGUCUGCUGCUGCAGUCCCUGCGCGUGGGCGACAUGUGCCUGGAGGAGUUCCCCCAGCUGGCCCAGAUCCUCUCGCUGCUCAUGCAGCACACGCACCUGCGCAACCACAUGAUCGCCAACGCCCAGCUGCUGCAGCACAUCAUACAGGACAUCACCAGGUACUGUGGAGGAGAGAGUCGUGAGCAGUGGCUUACCGACCUGCUACACUGCUACAGUGUUACGCUGUCUGGUCACCGUGGAAACCUGUACUGACACCCGUCCCGCUUCAGAAGAAGCCCGCCCCAUUGACAACAGCUAGAGAGCCCAAGUCAUGGCCCUGCAUGGGGGCUAAGACAAAAACAAACAACAAUUGUUGAGUUCAAAUCUGAGUUCUCCUUUCACUCCCAUUGGUUGUCUUUCGUUUUCCUUUUCUUCUCUUAUCUUGGGUCCUAUGGGAAAGUGACUUACGGCUCUCUAUAUCCUCUGUCUUUUUCCUCAUAGACUUAUUUUCUCACACACACUUCACGUUUUUGUUUUUGUUUUUGUUUUGAUACUCAUUUCUUUUUAAUGAAGAAAAAAAAACAUUUUUUUAGAAAUGAAUAAAAAUCUCAAAUCUAUGA
Engraulis encrasicolus (European anchovy) is the source of this 3258-nucleotide messenger RNA. RefSeq names its product testis expressed 10 (gene tex10). The transcript is spliced from 16 exons. Bases 137 to 2911 code for a protein of 924 amino acids. NCBI's taxonomy places the organism in Eukaryota, Metazoa, Chordata, Actinopteri, Clupeiformes, Engraulidae. The record is from RefSeq and is a predicted model, not a curated record. Gene Ontology annotation, cellular component: MLL1 complex; nucleus.